UGAAGGAUCACCCCCCUCACAAUUUAGUAACGUCCCCACUGCGCAUGUAGUCAGUGCAGACAGCGCUCCUCCAUCUUGGGGGACAGUAUCAUCUACAAAAUACCUUUUAACAAAAUAAUAACAAUUGUGGCAGAUGUGGCUAAGGCACAGCGGGGAAGACUGACGGCGGCGCGGUGAGCUGUCAGGAGCUGUCUUGGCGACGGCGCCAGAGCUGCGAAGGGCUAGCGCUCCUCAUCCAGCACAAGGCACGAUCCGGGAUCUCCAACGAAACCUACUUAAAAUAAAAUUACGCCGACAUGCAGGAUUAGCUUUGUGUGGGAGAGAGCAGUCAUUUUGAGAAUGGAGCUGAUCAAGGCGUUCCUUCUCUUUGUCAUCUUCUGCUUUGGUAUUGAACGGAGUUUGUCCGGUGAAGCAACCACAAAGAAAGGAAAGGGAAAGAAGAAGCAGUAUCCCUGUCCAUCAGAACAAUCAGCUGAAGAUCUUGCACGGACUCCUGCAAAUUCCACUAGUAACAUCCUCAGCAGAUUACUUGUCUCAUAUGACCCAAGAAUACGGCCAAAUUUUAAAGAUAUUCCAGUUGAUGUACAAGUAAAUAUUUUCAUUAACAGUUUUGGCUCAAUCCAUGAAACAACUAUGGACUAUAGAGUGAAUAUAUUCCUGAGACAAAAAUGGAAUGACCCUCGACUCAAACUACCAAAUGAUUUUAAGGGUUCAGAUACUCUGACUGUGGAUCCAACAAUGUUCAAAUGCUUAUGGAAGCCUGACUUAUUUUUUGCAAAUGAAAAGAAUGCAAAUUUUCACGAUGUAACACAAGACAACAUCCUGCUCUUUAUAUUCCGGAAUGGUGAUGUGCUGCUCAGUAUGAGGUUGUCAAUAACACUUUCAUGCCCUCUUGAUUUGACCCUGUUUCCCAUGGAUACACAGCGUUGCAAAAUUCAGCUGGAGAGCUUUGGCUAUACCACCGAAGACCUGAAAUUCAUUUGGCAAGCUAAGGACCCCGUACAGAUGGAAGAAAUUGCAUUACCGCAGUUUGAUGUUAAAGAGGAAGAUAUUGAAUAUGGAAACUGCACAAAGUAUUAUGAAGGCACUGGUUAUUACACAUGCGUGGAAGUGAUUUUUACAUUAAGAAGACAGGUUGGAUAUUACAUGAUGGGCGUUUAUGCUCCGACUCUUCUGAUUGUUGUCCUUUCUUGGCUGUCAUUUUGGAUAAACCCUGAUGCAAGUGCUGCAAGAGUACCUUUAGGCAUCUUCUCAGUCCUCAACUUGUCAUCCGAGUGUAUGAACCUUGCUGCAGAACUGCCCAAGGUUUCCUAUGUAAAAGCCAUGGAUAUCUGGUUGAUAGCUUGCCUUCUGUUUGGGUUUGCAUCUCUUGUGGAAUAUGCGGUUGUGCAGGUUUUGUUGAACAGCUCAAAAAUAGUUGAAGCCGAAAGGGCUCGAAUCCAAAAGAAGUUGAAGGCAAAGGAGCAAGCUAUUGCAUCUGAAGGGAAAGGAUGUGGAAACUGGGUUAAACCUUCUUCUAAAAAUACCGUUAAUGGCACAGAUACUCCUGUUCAUAUUAGCACAUUACAGGUUGCUGAAACAAGAUGCAAAAAGGUUUGCACUUCCAAAUCUGACCUGAGAUCCAAUGACUUCAGUAUUGUUGGCAGCUUGCCUCGGGACUUUGAAUUGUCCAACUAUGAUUGCUAUGGAAAACCCAUUGAAGUUAACAAUGGUCUUGGGAAGCUUCAGUUAAAAAAUAAUAAGAAGCCUCCACCUCCAAAGCCUGUCAUCCCAACAGAAGCGAAACGGAUCGACCUCUAUGCAAGAGCUUUGUUCCCGUUCUGCUUCCUCUUUUUUAAUGUCAUAUACUGGUCUGCAUAUCUAUGAACGUUCCAUUGUUCUGUUUCGUUGUAUGAGAAAUAUCAAAGAAUGGCAUCUCUCAAGCAUAUUUUUUCAUUCUAAACGCUUUGUGAUUAAAAGUUGAUUUGAAACCAACUGUAUUCAUGUCAAAUUUGAAUGAAAGCAUGAAAUUGCAAUGCAAAUAUUCUAACCAAACUAUGCUGUAUGCUGCUGUACAGCACCCAGUUCAUGAAAACUGAACUACGUUGUAAUCAUUCUCCUAUUCUCAGAAUAACAUGUUGAUGAUGUUGUGAUAGGUCAUUGAAAGUACGUUGAAAGUUUGAUGUUACUUUUAAUUGAGCACGCUUAAUGUUCCUAAUGUAUGAAUUUAAGAAAAAUUUUACGUUCCAUAUCGUAAGUGAAGUUUGUUUUGAAAUCAUGUUACCACAACCUGUCCGUCAGUUUUGGAUUGAAAGUGAGCUUUUGUUCAUGCCACUGCCAUUUGUAAAUGAGAAAAAUAUAGUAUAUAUUUCUCCAUUUGUCAAAGUUUGAUAGUUAAAUUGCCAAGUCUAUUGAGAUGUUGUAAUAUUAAAUAUAAAAUGUAUAUCAAUAAUGGCUUUUGUUUCAACAGUGAGUAAUAUAAAUACAUGUUAUAUGACAUAUACAAUACAACUUCAGCAAUAUCUGAAAUCAAAUAGAGCAUUUAGAUGGUAUCUGUGUAUGAAUAAUGUCCUUACAAAAGAGAUUAUAGAGAAAUAAAGAAAUGUGCACAAAUUGUGUACCUGAUGCUUUCAUUCCAUGCACUGAUUGAAAAUAUAUUAGCUGCUGUAUAAUGUCAGUGCACUUUAUAACAGCUUCUAUUAAGUUUGAUAGCACUUAUGUAUUUAUGGUGCACAUAAUAGGCCACACACAGCUAUAUAUAUAAAAUACAAUGUGUUGGCAGUGAUCUGUAAGAUAUAAUACUGCAGGA
Molecule: messenger RNA, 2788 nt
Organism: Hypanus sabinus (Atlantic stingray)
Lineage: Eukaryota; Metazoa; Chordata; Chondrichthyes; Myliobatiformes; Dasyatidae
Gene: glrbb
Product: glycine receptor, beta b
Exons: 10
Coding region: 340-1866 (508 amino acids)
Biological process (GO): nervous system process; regulation of membrane potential; chloride transmembrane transport
Cellular component (GO): postsynaptic membrane; neuron projection; synapse
Molecular function (GO): transmembrane signaling receptor activity; neurotransmitter receptor activity; extracellularly glycine-gated chloride channel activity
Source: RefSeq, a predicted model, not a curated record